GAUGGACUCCGGCGCGCUCCUACCUCAAGGUGAUCCGUCCACCGCCAUCAAACCCGGUGGCCGGGGCGGAUGGCCGGCCGCGCUCUUCCUCAUCGCGGUGGAGUUCGUGGAGCGCGUGGGGUUCUAUGGCGUGAACGGAAACCUGAUCAUGUACCUCACCGGCCCGCUGGGUCUGUCCACCGCGGCGGCGGCUUCCAGCGUGAACGCAUGGGGAGGCACCGUGUCGAUGCUGCCGCUCCUCGGCGCUCUCGCCGCCGACUCCUGGAUCGGCCGGUACCGUGCCGUCGUGGCCGCCGGCAUCCUCUAUCUCCUGAGCUUUGGUAUGCUGACGGUCUCAUCCAUGGCGCCAACACUUCGCCCUCAAGAACCAACAGCAUGCCAAGACGCAUCCGCCGCCUGCUCGCCGCUGGCAUCCCCUUCCCGCACAUCAUUCUUCUUCGCGGCGAUCUACUUGGUAGCACUGGCCCAGGGCUUCCACAAGCCGAACGCGCAGGCCCUCGGCGCCGACCAGUUCCCCACAAGCGCCCCGGACGGCGUCGCGUCCCGGAGCUCCUUCUUCAACUGGCUCCACUUCUCCAUGUCCUGGGGCUACAUCGUCGCCGUCGUCGCGCUGAGCUACGUGCAGGACAAUGUCGGCUGGGCCGCCGGGUUCGGCGCGUCAUGGGCCAUGAUGCUCGUGUCCCUUUCUGUCUUCUUGCUCGGCACGCGAAUGUACCGUGCGGAGCGGCCACGCGACCGCCGUGCUCUCGCUCGGCUCACCAAAACCAGUUUAACAACGCCAAAGGACCAGGAAGGCAAGAGGGUUCUGCUCAAGCUGCUUCCGAUAUGGAUGACAAGCGUCGUGUACGGAAUGGUCAUAGCGCAAGUCUCCACCCUCUUCACCAAGCAGGGCAGCACCAUGGACCGGCGCAUCGGGGGCCUCGUCGUGCCGCCCGCCGCGCUGCAGAGCUUCACCGGCCUCGCCAUCAUCGCCUCCGUCCCGCUGUACGACCGCGCCUUCGUGCCCCUCGCGAGGCGCGUCACCAAACACCCUUCCGGGAUCACGAUGCUCCAGCGCAUCGGCGCCGGCAUGGCCGUAGCAUCCGUCGCCAUGGCCGUCGCGGCGCUCGUGGAAGCCGCGCGGCUCCGCGCGGCCAGGGACGCCGGCCUGGUCGACCGUCCGCAGGUGGCCGUGCCGAUGAGCCUGUGGUGGAUGGUGCCGCAGUACGUCCUGAUCGGUCUCGCCGACGUGUUCACCAUCAUCGGCCUCGAGGAGUUCUUCUACAGCCAAGUGCCCGAAGCGCUCCGGAGCGUCGGCCUCGCGCUCUGUCUGAGCGCCAUGGGCGUGGGGAGCUACGCCAGCGGCAUGCUUGUCUCCGCCAUCGAUUGGGUGACGAGGAGCUCAGGGGAUAGCUGGUUUUUGGACAAUCUGAACCGUGCGCACCUCGACUACUUCUACUGGGUUCUGGCCGGCGUUGCUGCUGUGGAGGUGCUCGUUUUCUUGUAUCUCGCCAGGGGAUACGCCUACACUAACAGAUGCGAAUUCGUAGACACGAUCCAUGGCACGAGUACAUGAUAGAAAUGCUAGUGUAAACACUCUCAUUUAUCAAGCUUCAAAAUGAGAUAUACUUCACAGAUAUUCCCUGAU
Molecule: messenger RNA, 1627 nt
Organism: Lolium rigidum
Lineage: Eukaryota; Viridiplantae; Streptophyta; Magnoliopsida; Poales; Poaceae
Product: protein NRT1/ PTR FAMILY 5.16-like
Exons: 4
Coding region: 2-1555 (517 amino acids)
Biological process (GO): transmembrane transport
Cellular component (GO): membrane
Molecular function (GO): transmembrane transporter activity
Source: RefSeq, a predicted model, not a curated record